This is a messenger RNA of Cherax quadricarinatus, 1509 nucleotides long. NCBI's taxonomy places the organism in Eukaryota, Metazoa, Arthropoda, Malacostraca, Decapoda, Parastacidae. The record is from RefSeq and is a predicted model, not a curated record.
AUGUCGUCUGUUACAUUGUCCCGGUGGGACCUCCACCUCCACCGCUUGAAUCAAAAUAUUCUUAUCACACUUCGUCAUACCGCAGAUCACUGUUCCACCCCUGAUCCAACAGCAGACCCAAGAACUAGGUUUCCUUCAGUCAAACACAAAAGGAGCAGUAGAAAUAAAGAUGUUUGUAAUCUACCCUUCAACUUUAGAGGUGGUGGGGGUGUGGGCAGUGUUGGGCGUAGCUUAUGUGGGGGCGUCGUGGCGGGACCCAUAGCAGGGGCAGCUGUGUCCUCCUCCCCUCUGGUCGCUGCUGUUACCUCACUCCUCACUGGUUUCUGCUACGUGGAGCUGGUGUCGUGGAGUGGUCAGUGUUCAGGUCAGGUGUAUACUGUCACCUACCAGCUGGUGGGGGAGCUGCCUGCCUUCACCCUGGGUAUAAUCAACACCCUCUUUACUGCCUCCACCCUGGCAGCCGUCAGCAAGUCCCUGUCAGCUACGAUGGACUACCUAUCAGGGAGGAAGGUAGAAAGCUUCGUAGCCGCACACUUGGGUCGUCUGCCACUUUACAAUACCACACCAGACUUCAUAGCUGCUGGAGCCUCCCUCAGCGUCGCUGUUAUCCUUGCUUUCGGUCUUGAGGUGAGUGUUGGGAGACCUGGGGAUGUGUUGGGAGACCUGGGGAUGUGUUGGGAGACCUGGGGAUGUGUUGGGAGACCUAUGGAUGUGUUGGGAGACCUAUGGAUGUGUUGGGAGACCUGGGGAUGUGUUGGGAGACCUGGGGAUAUGUUGGGAGACCUGGGGAUGUGUUGGGAGACUUGGGAAUGCAGUGGGGGAGGAAUGAGGGUGUUUAGGAAGGAUCUAGGUGCUUAAAAAGACACGUAAGUAAACACUAGGCCAUAUGUAUUAGAAAACGUUCGGCAAUGGGACCUUGAUCACUUUAACAAGUAAUCAAGGCCCCAUGACAGAAACCUUUCCUAAUGUUUGCUCUCGUGCCUUUCUCAACUAAUUUGUCGGUAUCUAUUAUCAAAGUUUAUACCAAGAGUUGGGUGUUGUAGUCUCUCUAAACUGCAAACACUUGGGUAUUGUAUUAGGAACUGCCUUUGGACCUUCGUCAAUUCACCUUGGUCACAGCUGCAGUGACCAAGAUCCUAGCACCGACAAGUUCCCAAGAAAAUAUCCCAUUGUUGACAUCUUGCGUCUACCCCCCCACCCCCCAGAACCUCUCGGUAUCGCAUAACUGUUGUAUGAUUGCUGGAGAAAGGUUAGUGAGGCCAAAGUGAUUAUUACCUCACUGUUAGUGGGGGUACACACCUCUCUGACCUCCCAGGGUAAGCUUACUGAAGCUUAGUUAACCUCUUUAGCUAACACCAUGAAGUCAUAAAUGUGCUCAUGGCUCAAUUUAAGUAGCGGCUUUAGCUCACACACUGAGCACCCGGACGGGUGGAAACGUUGGGUAUGUUUUUUGACACCUGUUGCCCCUGUUCACCUAGCAGUAAGUAGGUACCUGGGUGUUAGAUGACU